GUUCUUACCAGGAAAAAUGUAAUAUACCAGUUGUCCGGUACUAAUAUACCUGUUGCCACAUGGCAUAUUUUUCAAGCUGCAUUACAAUCUAUUAUCACAAUACACAAGCAAAAAAUAAACAAAUUUAUUUAGCUGUGACUAAGUGUUGCCUUGUUCCGUAUUAAUAGUUCUCGUAAUUUGUAAUUAUCAAUUUUUAACGACUACUAAGAAUGAAAUAAUGAUUAAGAUUUUAAUUUAAAAUAAAAUAACAUAAUUUGUAAUAUAUUAUGGUUCGUCAAGUAUUUUUUUGAUGCAAGAAAAUGGUCAAUGAUGGAUGACGAUACGAUUGACAGAUUUACAGGCAAUUCUGUAUAUGACGGAAGUGAAAAGACGCCUCUGUAUUGUAAAAAUGACAAUGAGAAAACUACACUUAAUUUAAUUGUAGCUUUCUGCACUGUAUUCUGUGUUGGAAUAUUAGUAGUUUUAUUGGUUCAUAUUCAUAUUUAUGGUACACAUCAGUUAGUGCCACAUGGAAGUGUGGCUAGUGAUGAUGUCGAAUGUUCUCAAUAUGGUAUUGAAAUACUAAAAAUUGGAGGAAAUGCUGUAGAUGCUGCUAUCACAUCUGCUUUAUGUAAUUCCAUUGCACUUCCUCAUCUUUCUGGACUAGGAGGAAAUGGUGUUAUGUUGGUUUAUGAUCACCGGUCUGGGACAGGAAAUGUGAUUGACUUUAGAGCUACACGAAGUUCUCACCAAUUGGUUGGGAUACCUGGAUUCUUAGCAGGAUUAUAUUAUGCCAAUUCAAAGUAUGGUAUACUUCCUUGGAAAACUCUUGUAGAACCUUCUAUAAAACUUGCCAAACGAGGUGUAAUUGUAACAGAAAGUUUACUUGAAGCCAUUAAUCAAAAAUCAUUAGAGUCGUUUCAAAAUAAGGCUCUUAAAGAUUGGCUUACAAUAGUAUCGACAUAUUCACCUGGACAAGUAGUUAAAGUACCCGAUGGACUUAUAAAUACUCUCAAUUUAAUAUCUUCAAAUCAACUUGACGUUUUUUAUGAAAAAAUGACAAAAGAAUUAUCUGGCUUAUUGAGAUCAGAAGAUAUUAAUAACUAUGAAGUACAAGAUUUAUCAAUAAUAAAACAGGAUUUUAUGAACUAUAGUAUUAUAACUUCAAAUAAAGAUACAGGGGGUCCAAUUUUAUUUGAAGUAUUAAGCAAAUUAAAUGUUACUAAAAAUGAUGAUGAUAGUAUGUUUUCUUCAUUACCAAGUAGUUUCAAAGAUUUAGGAGAUAAUUGGUUAGAGAAUACUGGAUUACAUAUUGCCACUACUGAUGUAUUUGAUCUUUAUGUAACAGUUGUAAGUGGUCUUGGUUCAAUUUUUGGUUCUGGUAUUUUAACUCGAUCUGGAUACAUGUUAAACAAUGCGUUAUAUACAAGUAGUGAAGAAAAUAAUAUUUCACAACGACCGUCAUCGUUAUACCUUCCAUUUAUAGCUGUUGAAAAAGAUAAAAUAUGUGGACGAAGAAUAAUUUCAGGAUCAGCGGAUGUUCGUGAUGGAACCCAAAUACUGUUAUCAAUAAUCAAAACGGAUUCACAUGAAUUUCUGGAAGUUAAUAAAGCUCCACGAAUUAGAUUCAAUAAUGUUAAUAUUGCAGUCGAAUUUCCUUUAACUUUUCCUAAAAAAUUAAAAGACUUAUUUUUAAGCUUAGAUUUUAAUGUAUUUAAUGCAACAUUGCCUUAUCCCACUUCAAAUAUUAUACAAAAAUUGGAAGAUAGGGCGAUUGCUUUAUCAGAUUCAAGGGGAUCUGGAAACUCGUUUACUAUAUAAACUAUUAUUAGUAUUAUAAUAUUAAAAGUUUUACAAUUCUAUAUUUGUACAAUUUCUGUAUUCUUUUAUAUCAAUAGUUAAAUAAAAUUAUAACUAAAAUCUUAAGUGUAAUAGUGCGGAAGGACAGUUAUAACUAUGAAUUCAAAUUUUAAAUGCAUAAUAAUGGGUAAAUUUAGUGAAAUAUAUUUGUAUAACUUGUUAUUUAUAAUAAAUUAACGCCUUAGAGGCUUAACUCUAAGUA
Adelges cooleyi (spruce gall adelgid) is the source of this 2041-nucleotide messenger RNA. RefSeq names its product glutathione hydrolase 7-like. Gene Ontology annotation, biological process: glutathione catabolic process. The record is from RefSeq and is a predicted model, not a curated record. The coding region runs from base 307 to 1800 and encodes 497 amino acids. NCBI's taxonomy places the organism in Eukaryota, Metazoa, Arthropoda, Insecta, Hemiptera, Adelgidae. Gene Ontology annotation, molecular function: glutathione gamma-glutamate hydrolase. Gene Ontology annotation, cellular component: plasma membrane. The transcript has 8 exons.